Molecule: messenger RNA, 1358 nt
Organism: Moneuplotes crassus
Lineage: Eukaryota; Ciliophora; Spirotrichea; Euplotida; Euplotidae
Source: the annotation of a GenBank genome assembly
UUAAGAUUUAUAUCCCGCUCAAAUGCAAAAGGAAAAUGUUCAAGCAAAUGCUGAUUUCGCCAUGCGUAAUCCAGCAAAGGCAAAUACUUCUAAAGAGAAGGAGCUUGUUGAAGAGACUAUUGAGACAUAUAAACCCUUCUGCAUAGCAGAUCAGGCUGAAAUUGAUGACACAAAAGGAGCUGAAGCCCAAGCUCCAAAUGUUCCAACAGAGCUAGAGGAAAACUCCAAACUUAGCAUUUACUCUACUUCAAAGGUGCAUAGUUUCAGGUCAGUCAUUGAGAAAACUCGGCAUCUUAAGUAUCUCCCUUCUCAAGAUAUUGAGAAGUAUAUUUUCUCUAGAGGACCAGAAAACCUAGAGAAGAGCCACUUCAUCACAGGAGUUGUAGUGGAGAAGAAAGUCUUGGGAUAUUCUGAGAAACCUUUUCUUAAAUAUCCCAAAAAGAAGAAGACCACUGCCUAUGCCCGCUUUAAACUUUCUGAUCUCAAGGUGUAUAAAAGCGCUCUCUUUUCUAAGGUCAAAGACCUUAAAAAGAAGAGGCUUGAUGACUAUAUGAGAGCAGAUAUGUCUGAGGAUGAUUUUGUAAAAACUCAAGCAUACAAAGCUAUAAAAUUUACUCAAGAUAGAUACAAGACAAAUGAAUUUAUCCUAUUCAAUAAAACAGCUGAGCUAUUCUCAAAAAAUGUGAAAUACGGAGACUUAAUUGCUAUACUGAAGCCAAGCCUCAUGGACCAGAGGCAAAAUGAAGGGAUAGUCCUUUCUGCUAAAUACUCUGAUCAGAUCCUUGUGUUGGGAAAAUGAAGUAACUACGGAAUCUGUCAGCAUUAUGACUGUGCACAAUUCAUGAACACAGAAAAACAAAAGAAAUGUCUCCUCCACAAAGAAGAAGAUAACGAUAUGGUCUACAAGAAGAUUAAGGCUAGUCGGGCCAAUCUCCGUUCCAAUUUUGUAGACUCCCAGAAAAUUAUGUCUAUGAGAAAACAUGAAAAGCAGAUGCUCCAAAGCUCAGGCAUUGGAUUUAAGAAAGGAAGCCUUGAGAUGAACGAAUACAUGCUCACAACUGAAACUAAAAAGAAGUUGAUCCAAAAGAAGAGAGAUGAGAAAGCAAAGCUUAAGAAUUAUGUUGAGAAAAGACUUAAGAAAGACACCCCUUACUCCAUCCUUGGCAAGGUUAAAUGCUCUGAAAAGACUUAUAUGAAGAACACAACUGGCUCUGAAGUGGAGAAAUGCUCUGUAGAUCCUGACUUCAUCUCAAACCAAAUGAAAAAGCUGGAGUCUGAUAAGAAACCCAAAAUAAUGGAGCUUGACUCAGACGGAGAAAUAGUCAACUAAAGUUCUGAAUAAAACUCAAUUUUGAAAA